Molecule: messenger RNA, 4535 nt
Organism: Limanda limanda (common dab)
Lineage: Eukaryota; Metazoa; Chordata; Actinopteri; Pleuronectiformes; Pleuronectidae
Gene: neo1a
Product: neogenin 1a
Exons: 29
Coding region: 9-4535 (1508 amino acids)
Biological process (GO): cell-cell adhesion
Cellular component (GO): membrane
Molecular function (GO): protein binding
Source: RefSeq, a predicted model, not a curated record
GAAAAGUGAUGGCCGAGCGGGGAGCUCUGCGGCUCCUCUCUCUCCUCUGCCUCACCUUUCUCUGCACCGCGGCCAAGCAUGUCGACAAAGGUUCAGCAGCGCAGCCCUUCUCCCCCUUCUGGUUCACGGUGGAGCCCCAGGACACGCUGGCCAUCCGGGGCAACUCGGCCAUGCUCAACUGCUCCGCCCACAGCGACGCGGCCACGCCCACACGCAUCGAGUGGAAGAAAGACGGCACCUUCAUGAGCCUGGUGUCGGACGAGAGGCGGCACAUCCUCCCGGACGGCGUCCUGUUCUUCAACCACGUGGUCCACUCCAAGCACAACAAGCCCGACGAGGGAACCUACCAGUGCGUCGCCACCAUCGACAACCUGGGAUCCAUCUCCAGCCGCACGGCGCGCCUCAUGGUAGCAGGGAUGCCCAGGUUCGCCAGCCAGCCGGCGCCGUCCACGGUGCGUCUGGGGGACAGUCAGGUGAUGGCGUGCGAGGUCAACUCCGAUCUUGUGCCCUUCACUCGCUGGGAGAAAGACCGCCUGCCGCUGGAGCUGAGCGCCCGGCUGCUCCUGCUGCCGAGCGGCGCCCUCGUGAUCACCAACGCCUCGGAGGCCGACGCCGGACUCUACCGCUGCCAGGUGGAGAACGUGGGCUCGUCCAAGACCAGCGACGAGGCCCAGCUCCGGGUUCUGCCAGAAACUGAAGACGAGAGGAAGCCGGAGUUCCUGGUGCAGCCGGCGGCGGUGAUCAAGGCGGUGGGCCACGGCGUGCUGCUGCCCUGCGUGGUCGCUGGCUUCCCUGCGCCCAGCGUCCGCUGGAUGCUCGGAGACAAGCUGCUGCAGGAAAGCGAGGGUCGCCUGGAGCUCUUGGCCGGAGGAAGUCUCCAGAUCUUCAAUCUCACGGAGGAGGACGCCGGCGUCUACACCUGCAUGGCCGACAAUUCUAACGCCACCAUCGAGGCCCAGGCCCUACUCACAAUACAAGUUCCUCCCCAGUUCAUCAAGCGGCCGGCCAACAUUUACGCCCACGAGUCGAUGGACAUCGUGUUCGAGUGCGAGGUCUCGGGCUCGCCGGCUCCCACCGUCAAGUGGGUGAAGAACGGAGACGCUGUCAUCCCCAGUGACUACUUCAAAAUAGUUAAGGAGCACAACCUGCAGGUUCUGGGUCUGGUGAAGUCCGAUGAGGGGUUCUACCAGUGCCUGGCAGAGAACGAUGCCGGUAACAUCCAGUCCAGCGCCCAGCUCGUCAUCCUGGAUCACGAUGUAUCCCUGCCCUCUUUUCCUCCCCCUUCACUGACUCCUAACACUACUGACCAUGUAACGCCAGGCUCCGGAGGCGUGGCCGGUCCAGCAGGCCCCACCCCCUCCGCCCCCCGGGACGUCGUGGCCUCGCUGGUCUCCACCCGCUUCAUCAAGCUCACCUGGCGCCAGCCGGCCGAGCCGCACGGAGACGAGCUGACCUGCUCGGUGUUCUACAGCCUGGAGGGCACCAGCAGGGAGCGCGUGGUGAACACCAGCCGCCCGGGCGAGAGUCAGGUGACCAUCCAGAGCCUCAUGCCCGACACCAAGUAUCGCUUCAGGGUCGUAGCGCACAACAGCAACGGCCCGGGGGAGAGCUCAGCCGCGCUCACAGUGGCCACCCAGGCUGAAGUCCAAGUCCCCGGCCCGGCUCCCAACCUGCAGGCGGUGUCCAACACGCCGACCUCCGUGGCCCUGAGCUGGGACAAACCGCUCACCGGCAACGGAGAGCUGCUCACCUACAAGCUGUACCACAUCGACAAAAGCUUCGGCAGCGAACAGGACGUUGACAUCGAUGGUCAGUCCUACACCAUGAACGGCCUGAAGAAGAACAACGAGUACAGUUUCCGUGUGGUCGCUAACAACCAGCACGGCCCGGGCGUCUCCACAGAGGACAUCACCGUUCGGACGCUGUCUGACGUUCCAAGCGCUCCUCCUCAGAACCUCACUCUGGAGGUGCAGAACUCAAAGAGCAUCAUGCUUCGCUGGCAGCCGCCCCCCCUCAGCGGCCAGAACGGAGAGAUCACCGGCUACAAGAUCCGCUACCGCAAAGGGUCCCGGAGGAGCGAGGCCGCCGAGACCACCGGAGGAACCCAGCUCAGCAAGCUCAUCGAUGGUCUGGAGCGCGGGACGGAGUACUCCUUCAGGGUGUCGGCGGUGACGGUGAACGGAACCGGGCCGGCCACCGACUGGACGGCCACGGAGACGUUUGAGAGCGACCUGGACGAAUCCCGAGUCCCGGACCAGCCCAGUUCCCUCCACGUGCGGCCGCUGAUCAACAGCAUCGUGGUGAGCUGGACGCCGCCGGAGAACCAGGACAUCGUGGUUCGAGGUUACAGCAUCGGCUACGGCAUCGGCAGUCCCCACGCUCAGACCAUCAAGGUGGAUUACAAGCAGCGCUACUACACCAUCGAGAACCUCGACGCCAGCUCCCACUAUGUGAUCACACUCAAGGCCUACAACAAUGUGGGCGAGGGGAUUCCUGUGUACGAGAGCGCCAUCACCAGGCCACAGUCAGACCCCAUUGACCCCGAUGUUGACCUGUAUGAACACUUCCAUGCUCCAUACACUCCAGUUCCAGACCCCUCCCCCAUGAUGCCGCCCGUGGGUGUUCAGGCCUCGGUGCUGAGCCACGACACCAUCAAGGUGACCUGGGCCGACAACUCGCUGCCCAAAAACCAGAAGAUCACCGACAACCGCUUCUACACCGUGCGCUGGAAGACCAACAUCCCUGCCAACACCAAAGUGAAGAUGGCCAACACCACCAGCCUGAACCACAUGGUGACGGGUCUGAAGCCCAACACGCUGUACGAGUUCUCCGUCAUGGUGACCAAGGGCCGGCGCACCAGCACCUGGAGCAUGACCGCACAGGGAACCACCUUUGAGACCAUUCCCAGCUCGUCUCCGAAAGACGUGACGGUGGUGAGCAAAGAGAACAAACCUCGAACCAUCAUCGUCAACUGGCAGCCGCCCUCCGAGGCCAACGGGAAGAUCACCGGCUACAUCAUCUACUACAGUACGGAUGUGAACGCCGAGGUCCACGACUGGGUCAUCGAGCCGGUGGUGGGAAACCGCCUCACGCACCAGAUCCAGGAGCUGACGCUGGACACCACCUACUACUUCAAGAUCCAGGCCCGCAACUCCAAGGGCAUGGGCCCCAUGUCGGAGGCCGUCAACUUCCGCACGCCAAAGACUGAGUCCUCUGACAAAAUGGCUAAUGACCAAGCCUCCAAUCUCCCACCGAAGCAGGGACCUUCAGGCAACCAGGACCCACAAGACCCGGGGACGUCAGUGGGUAAAUCAGGGGUGGGAAGCAACAGUGAGAAUCACAUCGUGGUCAUCAUCAUCAUCAUCUCGGUGGGAGCCUUCACCAUCAUCGUGGUGGUGGUCGGCGCCUUCCUGUGCACCCGGCGCACCACGUCCCACCAGAAGAAGAAGCGAGCCGCCUCCAAGGCCUCCAACGGAUCCCACAAGUACAAGGGCAACGCCAAAGACCUGAAGCCGCCCGACCUCUGGAUUCACCACGAGAGGCUGGAGCUCAAACCCAUGGACAAGUCGCCGGACCCCAACCCGGUGAUGACCGAGACCCCCAUCCCCCGAACCUCGCAGGACAUCACGCCGGCCGAGAGCAACCUGGAGAACAACCCCCACCUGCAGCAGAGGCGCAACUCCUACCGCGGCCACGAGUCAGAGGACAGCAUGUCUACACUAGCAGGUCGGCGGGGGAUGAGGCCUAAAAUGAUGAUGCCUUUUGAUGCACAGCCGCCUCAGCCUGUGAUUAGUGCUCACCCAAUCCAUUCGCUCGAUAACCAUCACCACCAUUAUCACAUGGGCAGCCUGGCGUCGCCGACACGGAGCUACCUCUACCACCACGGUAGCGGCCACUCACGUCCGCACGCCUGCGCCUCCCCCAUCUCCCAUCUAGACAGGGUGGACUCUGCAGAGUCGGUCAGGAACACCCCCAGUUCAGAGCCCCUCCCUCCAGCCGCCGCCUCCUCCCAGACCUCCUGCCCCUCGGAGAUCAUGGCCGACCCGGAGGGCAGCUACCACGGCUCCUCCACCACGGAGGAGGAGCCCAGCUACUCCAGCAACCUGCCCCCCCACCGCUCGGCCCACCCACACGCCCACGCCCACCCGCUCAAGAGCUUCGCUGUCCCAGCAAUCCCAGGAACCAGCUACCCGUCGUACGAGUCGUCCGCCCUGCCCAGCACGCCGCUGCUCGCCCAGUCCGGGCCGCCCACUCACCCCCAUGUUGUGAAAACAGCCUCCAUUGGAACACUAGGAAGGACACGAACUCCGGUGGUGGUCAUCGUGCCCAACGCCCCCCCCGACGUCCCCGAGACCAGCAAGAUGUUGGAAGAUGUAGACAGCGUGCUUGCCUCCCUCCCCCCCUGCCCCUCUCCCGCCCCUCGCAGUAACCCUGUUCCUCUCCCUCAGAACUACGAGCCCGACGAGCUGACCGAGGAGAUGGCCCACCUCGAGGGCCUCAUGAAGGACCUGAACGCCAUCACCACAGCGCCAUGA